ACACAAUUAUCCAUAGACGACACCAAGUUUGCAGACGAUUAACAGUGUGUGGAGCCAAGGAUACGUGCAAUUUGGAAAUUUUGCUGAUGAAAUUGCAAAUGUGUUCUCAUUCUGUGUCUUGAUUAUACAACUCGUUCAUAUGGAUCAUACAGAGAGAAAGUGUGGUUGUAAAGGUAAACGGACAUGCCUGCUGUGUGAGGAAACCGCGGAUGACAAGACAUCUGCUUCUAGAUCAGACCAACAGCAUGAGAAGACCACUCCACGUGUCUACAGCUACUGCCACCACUGCAAUGUGGCACACAUGGAUGAAGGCUGGACGUCACAUCCCCAUUCAGCUGCUGAUGGUGAGAAAUGCGACUUCUCUGGUAUCUUCAUCCUUGAGAAUUUCGUCAGCGAAUCAGAGGAGAAACAGCUCUGUGACAUCAUCUACAGAACGUCGUUCAUGAAGUCGCAGUCUGGCAGAAGGAAGCAGGACUAUGGACCUAAAGUAAACUUCAAGAAAAAGAAAGUGAAAACAGGUGUAUUCACAGGAUUGCCUGACUUCAGUCAGUUUCUGUAUGAGAGGAUGAAGACUGUUCCCCAUCUUGAGGAUUUCAUACCUGUGGAACUUUGUAAUUUAGAAUACGUACCAGAGAGGGGAUCAGCCAUUGAUCCACAUUUCGAUGAUUUCUGGCUGUGGGGUGAGAGACUCGUGACCUUGAACUUGGUUUCUGAUACAACGCUGUGUUUCACAAGGGAUGAUAUGCUGGGUGUCGAGGUUCAUGUGCCUCUGUUGCAGCGAUCUUUGACAGUUGUGUUUGGACCGGCCCGAGCUGAGUGGAAACACGCCAUUCAUCGACAUGAUAUUAAACAGAAACGUAUUGCCAUGACUUUCAGGGAACUCUCAGAUGAGUUCAGAGGUCAGGGAAAAUUGGUAUCCACUGGACAAAAGUUAAUCGAUGUGGCCUUGACCUUUACGGGCACUGCAGUCGGAUCAGCUCCGGCUUGAUUGUCUAAUUCCUUCAGGUUUGUAUUGUUGCCAUGGUUACCACAAGUCUUUCUGUGCCUAAAACCUAUUGCAAAUGAAUUUUAUACCAAAUUGUGUAUAGCCUUCAAAUUUAUUGAAAUUAAAUUUAAUAUACUGUCA
Molecule: messenger RNA, 1126 nt
Organism: Haliotis rubra (blacklip abalone)
Lineage: Eukaryota; Metazoa; Mollusca; Gastropoda; Lepetellida; Haliotidae
Product: alpha-ketoglutarate-dependent dioxygenase alkB homolog 4-like
Exons: 3
Coding region: 140-988 (282 amino acids)
Biological process (GO): oxidative demethylation
Molecular function (GO): demethylase activity; oxidoreductase activity
Source: RefSeq, a predicted model, not a curated record